Candida dubliniensis CD36 is the source of this 828-nucleotide messenger RNA. Its product is annotated as dolichyl-diphosphooligosaccharide-protein glycotransferase. The record is from RefSeq and is a predicted model, not a curated record. Gene Ontology annotation, cellular component: oligosaccharyltransferase complex; membrane. The transcript has a single exon. Gene Ontology annotation, biological process: protein N-linked glycosylation. Bases 1 to 828 code for a protein of 275 amino acids. NCBI's taxonomy places the organism in Eukaryota, Fungi, Ascomycota, Pichiomycetes, Serinales, Debaryomycetaceae.
AUGAAGACGUCAGUAUUUAUAGCAAUCUUUAAUUUACUUGUUUGUGCUCUUGCAUACGCAGAUUUAACAGGAACAAUUAAGGUCAAUGACAAAAAGAUUACCCUUGGUGAAUUCAAUACUCAAGAAGUCAGACAAUUGACAGUCAAUUCUCCAAAAGAUAUAAUAGAAAUUGACUUGAACAGUAAGGAUAUUGAUGGUAAGCCUGACCAAAUUAUGAUUAGUUUGGCAGAUGUCCAAAAUCCAGCUAUUGUUACGCAUUAUGUUCCUGUGGUCAAAGAAUCGAAAAUCAAAUUGAAUAUCAAAGCACUUUCAAUUCCAGAAGUUUUGAAAACUAAAGAUAAAUUAGUUUUGGCCAUUGUUAUUGCUGACUCAAAAUCAAAGAACAACAUGAUUAGAAGAUUGGUUGAGGUCUUGCCAAGUCCCGAAUUCAAGAGUACAAGUAGGUACCAAGCUAAACCAAGAAUUGGCAUACAACCAGAAAUUCAUCACAUUUUUAAAGAGGACGAGAAGACUGUUAACCCAAUUGUGCCAGUUCUAUUCAUAAUUGCAGCUUUUACUUUACUUCUUUGUUUGUUCGGCUCAUGGGUCGGUUUCAUUGGAAUUGACAAUUUAUUUAGAACUUUCAAGACUAUCAGUAAAGUCCAAUUGUUGCACAACGUUAGCUUUUUGAUUUCAGUUUUGGGAUUUGAAUUGAAUUUUGCCAAGUAUUAUUUGGGCCAAUCAAUUUUCACCACUUUGUUUUAUGGGUUUAUUUUGAGCAUCCCAUGUGUUUAUUUUGGAGUAAGCGUUUUGAGAAGUUUGGCAAAAAACCGUGCUUUAGGUAAGUAA